Molecule: messenger RNA, 1107 nt
Organism: Rotaria sp. Silwood1
Lineage: Eukaryota; Metazoa; Rotifera; Eurotatoria; Philodinida; Philodinidae
Source: the annotation of a GenBank genome assembly
AUGAUUGAAAAUCAAUUUAAAAUUGAAGUCAAAGAUGAUAUUAACAAUGAACAGUCUACUGGUUUAUUAAUAGAACCAAUUGUUGCAGUACAUAGCGAUAAACCUGUUCCAGUAUCUCCAACAGUAGCAACACGCUUCUUAGGAAUAUUUUAUACAUUACUUUCAACAUGUAUUUUCACAAUUUCAGUAUUUAUAACCAAAGAAUUGAAAGUAGAUGUACUCGAUGCAAUAAUUCCCUGUUAUCUAUUGCAUAGCAUCAUCUUAAUUAUCUAUCUGAAAUUUAUAAAACAUUAUCCACUAUGUAAACAAUUAAGUAAACAAGAAAUAUUUUUUUUAUUCAUCAAGGCUUUUUUUUCUACAACUGGUCUUUAUGCUUAUUAUUUUGCUUAUCGUUAUUUGAUAUUGCCAGAUUUAAUAACAAUACGUUUUACACAAAUCAUUUGGACAGCAAUUAUAACUUCAAUUCUCUAUCGUGAAAAACCAUCUAUAUCAAUGAUAAUAUCGAUUUUAUUAACAACUAUUGGUGUAAUAUUUGUUGCUCAACCAAGUUUUUUAUUUAAUAAAAUAUCAAAUAAAAAUAAAAAUAAUACAUCAAAUGAUUAUUAUCAACAUUUAAUAGGUGUCUGUAUUGCAUUCUAUGCUGCAAUAGCAAUGACUAUAACGGUAAUAUCAAAUAAACAGUUAUUAUCAAAAUAUAAAACAAAACAAAGUUUAAUACUAUUUCAAUAUGUAUUUCUAACAUUAUGUAUGCUAGUUGCUAAUGUCUUUUAUAAAUAUAAUUUUUUUAUUGAUACAAUACAAACAUUUAAAAAUGACUUUUUCAAUUGGAGAUAUUUAUUUGCGUCAUCAAUUUGUUUAUUACAUAUACUUGGAUUGACAUUGAUACUGAAAGGGAUCAAACGUGAACAUCCAUCAAUAUUUACAAUAGUUCAAUCAAGCAGUAUUUUAAUUUCUAUUCUAUUACAAAAUAUUUUUUCAUCAGUAAAAUCAAACGUUUUAUCAUUACUUGGCUCAAUGCUUGUUUUAACAAGUAUAUUGAUAAUAACUGGAGUUAAAUUUAUUGAUGACAAAAAACAAAAAAAAAACAUCUGUACAACUGUAUCCUAA